Molecule: messenger RNA, 5337 nt
Organism: Knipowitschia caucasica
Lineage: Eukaryota; Metazoa; Chordata; Actinopteri; Gobiiformes; Gobiidae
Source: the annotation of a GenBank genome assembly
AUGCCUGCUGCAACAACACGUCUGCAACAACACGUCUGCUGCAACAACACGUCUGCUGCUAAAACACGUCUGCUCUGCAACAACACAUCUGCUGCAACAACACGUCUAAAACAACACAUCUGCUGCAACAACACGUCUGCAACAACACAUCUGCUGCAACAACACGUCUGCAACAACACGUCUGCUGCAACAACACGUUUGCAACAACACAUCUGCUGCAACAACACGUCCGCUGCAACAACACGCCUGCUGCGACAACACGUCUGCUGCAACAACAUGUUUGUUGCAACAACACGUCUGCUGCAAACACACGUCUGUAACAACAUGUCUGCUGCAACAGCACGUCUGCUGCAACACGCCUGCUGUAUCAACACGUCUGCAGCAACAACACGUCUGCUGCAAAACACGUCUGCAGUAACAACACGCCUGCUGCAACAGCACGCCUGCAGCAACAACACGUCUGCUGCGACAACACGUCUGCUGCGACAACACGCCUGCUGCAACAACACGCCUGCUCCAACAACACGCCUGCUGCAACAACACGUCUGCAGCAACAACACGUCUGCUGCAACAACACGUCUGCUGCAACAACACGUCUGCUGCAACAACACGUCUGCAGCAACAACACGCCUGCUGCAACAACACGCCUGCUGCAACAACACGUCUGCUGCGACAACACGUCUGCUGCGACAACACGUCUGCUGCGACAACACGUCUGCUGCAACAACACGUCUGCAACAACACGUCUGCUGCGACAACACGUCUGCUGCAACAACACGUCUGCUGCAACAACACGUCUGCUGCAACAACACGUCUGCUGCAACAACACGUCUGCUGCAACAACACGUCUGCUGCAACAACACGUCUGCAAAAACACAUCUGCUGCAACAACACGUCUGCAACAACACAUCUGCUGCAACAACACGUCUGCAACAACACGUCUGCUGCAACAACACGUUUGCAACAACACAUCUGCUGCAACAACAAGUCUGCUGCAACAACACGUCUGCUGCAACAACACGUCUGCUGCAAAAACACGUCUGCUGCAACAACACGUCUGCAACAACACAUCUGCUGCAACAACACGUUUGCAACAACACAUCUGCUGCAACAACACGUCUGCUGCGACAACACGUCUGCUGCGACAACACGUCUGCUGCGACAACACGUCUGCUGCAACAACACGUCUGCAACAACACGUUUGCUGCGACAACACGUCUGCUGCAACAACACGUCUGCUGCAACAACACGUCUGCUGCAACAACACGUCUGCUGCAACAACACGUCUGCUGCAACAACACGUCUGCAAAAACACAUCUGCUGCAACAACACGUCUGCAACAACACAUCUGCUGCAACAACACGUCUGCAACAACACGUCUGCUGCAACAACACGUUUGCAACAACACAUCUGCUGCAACAACAAGUCUGCUGCAACAACACGUCUGCUGCAACAACACGUCUGCUGCAAAAACACGUCUGCUGCAACAACACGUCUGCAACAACACAUCUGCUGCAACAACACGUUUGCAACAACACAUCUGCUGCAACAACACGUCUGCUGCAACAACACGUCUGCUGCAACAACACGUCUGCAGCAACAACACGUCUGCUGCAACAGCACGCCUGCUGCCACAACACGUCUGCUGCAACAACACGCCUGCUGCAACAACACGCCUGCUGCAACAACACAUCUGCAACAACACGUCUGCUGCAACAACACGUCUGCUGCAACAACACGUCUGCUGCAACAACACGUUUGCAACAACACAUCUGCGGCAACAACACGUCUGCUGCAACAACACGUCUGCAGCAACAACACGCCUGCUCCAACAACACGCUUGCUGCCACGACACGUCUGCUGCAACAACACGCCUGCUGCAACAACACGUCUGCUGCAACAACACGUCUGCUGCAACAACACGUUUGCAACAACACAUCUGCUGCAACAACACGUCUGCAGCAACAACACGCCUGCUCCAACAACACGCUUGCUGCCACAACACGUCUGCUGCAACAACACGCCUGCUGCAACAACACGCCUGCUCCAACAACACGCCUGCUGCAACAACACGUCUGCAGCAACAACACGUCUGCUGCAACAACACGUCUGCUGCAACAACACGUCUGCUGCAACAACACGUCUGCAGCAACAACACGCCUGCUGCAACAGCACGCCUGCAGCAACAACACGUCUGCUGCGACAACACGUCUGCUGCGACAACACGUUUGCUGCGACAACACGCCUGCUGCAACAACACGCCUGCUGCAACAACACGCCUGCUCCAACAACACGCCUGCUGCAACAAUACGUCUGCAACAACAACACGCCUGCUGCGACAACACGUCUGCAGCCACAACACGUCUGCUGCAACAACACGUCUGCUGCGACAACACCACGCCUGCAGCAACAACACGUCUGCUGCGACAACACGUCUGCUGCGACAACACGUCUGCUGCGACAACACGCCUGCUGAGACAACACGCCUGCUCCAACAACACGCCUGCUGCAACAACACGUCUGCAGCAACAACACGUCUGCUGCAACAACACGUCUGCUGCAACAACACGUCUGCUGCAACAACACGUCUGCAGCAACAACACGCCUGCUGCAACAACACGCCUGCUGCAACAACACGUCUGCUGCGACAACACGUCUGCUGCAACAGAACGUCUGCUGCAACAACACGUCUGCAACAACACGUCUGCUGCAACAACACGUCUGCUGCUAAAACACGUCUGCUGCAACAACACGUCUGCAACAACACAUCUGCUGCAACAACACGUCUGCAACAACACAUCUGCUGCAACAACACGUCUGCAACAACACAUCUGCUGCAACAACACGUCUGCAACAACACGUCUGCUGCAACAACACGUUUGCAACAACACAUCUGCUGCAACAACAAGUCUGCUGCAACAACACGUCUGCUGCAACAACACGUCUGCUGCAACAACACGUCUGCAACAACACAUCUGCAGCGACAACACGUCUGCAACAACACAUCUGCCGCAACAACACGUCUGCUGCAACACGCCUGCUGCAACAGCACGUCUGCUGCAACACGUCUGCUGCAACAACACGUCUGCUGCGACAACACGUCUGCAACAACACAUCUGCAGCGACAACACGUCUGCUGCAACAACACGUCUGCUGCAACACGCCUGCUGCAACAGCACGUCUGCUGCAACAGCAAGUUUGCUGCAACACGCCUGCUGCAAUAACACGUCUGCUGCAAAAACACGUCUGCUGCAACAACACGUCUGCUGCAACAACACAUCUGCUGCAACAACACGCCUGCUGCAACAACACGUCUGCAACAACACGUCUGUAACAACACCAACAAAACGCCUGCUGCAGCAACACGUCUGCUGCAACAACACAUCUGCUGCAACAACACGCCUGCUGCAACAACACGUCUGCAACAACACGUCUGUAACAACACGUCUGCUGCGACAACACGCCUGCUGCAACAACACGCCUGCUGCAACAACACGCCUGCUGCGACAACACGUCUGCUGCAACAACACGCCUGCUGCAACAACACGUCUACAACAACACGUCUGUAACAACACGUCUGUAACAACACGUCUGCUGCGACAACACGCCUGCUGCAACAACACGCCUGCUGCGACAAAACGCCUGCUGCAACAACACGUCUGCUGCAACAACACGCCUGCUGCAACAACACGUCUGCAACAACACGUCUGCUGCAACAACACGUCUGCAACAACACGUUUGCUGCGACAAUACGUCUGCUGUAACAACACGCCUGCUGCAACAACACGUCUGCAACAACACGUCUGCUGCAACAACACGUCUGCUGCUAAAACACGACUGCUGCAACAACACGUCUGCUGCGACAACACGCCUGCUGCGACAACACGCCUGCUGCAACAACGCGCCUGCAGCAACAACAACACGUCUGCUGCAACAACACAUCUGCUGCAACAACACGCCUGCUGCAACAACACGUCUGCAACAACAUGUCUGCAACAACACGUCUGUAACAACACGUCUGCUGCGACAACACGCCUGCUGCAACAACACGCCUGCUGCAACAACACGCCUGCUGCAACAACACGCCUGCUGCAACAACACGCCUGCUGCGACAACACGUCUGCUGCCACAACACGCCUGCUGCAACAACACGUCUGCAACAACACCAACAACACGCCUGCUGCAACAACACGCCUGCUCCAACAACACGCCUGCUGCAACAACACGUCUGCAGCAACAACACGUCUGCUGCAACAACACGUUUGCAACAACACGCCUGCUGCAACAACACGCCUGCUCCAACAACACGCCUGCUGCAACAACACGUCUGCUGCAACAACACGUCUGCAGCAACAACACGCCUGCUGCAACAGCACGCCUGCAGCAACAACACGUCUGCUGCGACAACACGUCUGCUGCAACAACACGUCUGUUGCGACAACACACCUGCUGCGACAACACGCCUGCUGCAACACGCCUGCUCCAACAACACGCCUGCUGCAACAACACGUCUGCAGCAACAACACGCCUGCUGCGACAACACGGCUGCAGCAACAACACGUCUGCUUCGACAACACGUCUGCAGCAACAACAUGUCUGCUGCGACAACACGUCUGCUGCGACAACACGUCUGCUGCAACAACACGUCUGGUGCGACAAUACGUCUGCUGCAACAACACGUCUGCUGCAACAACACGUCUGCUGCAACAACACGUCUGUAACAACAUGUCUGCUGCAACAGCACGUCUGCUGCAACACGCCUGCUGUAACAACACGUCUGCAGCAACAACACGUCUGCUGCAACAACACGCCUGCUGCAAUAACACGUCUGCUGCAACAACACGUCUGCUGCAACAACACGUCUGCUGCAACAACACGCCUGCUGCAAUAACACGUCUGCUGCAACAACACCACGUCUGCUGCAACAACACGCCGGCUGCAACGAAACGUCUGCUGCAACAGCACGUCUGCUGCAACGACACGUCUGCUGCAACACCUCUGCUGCGACAACACGUCUGCAACAACACGUCUGCUGCAACAACACGUCUGCUGCGACAACACGUCUGCAACAACACGUCUGCAGCGACAACACGUCUGCAACAACACAUCUGCUGCAACAACACGUCUGCUGCAACACGCCUGCUGCAACAGCACGUCUGCUACAACAACACGUCUGCUGCAACAACACGUCUGCAGCAACAACACGUCUGCUGCAAAACACGUCUGCUGCAACAACACGCCUCCUGCAAUAACACGUCUGCUGCAACAACACGUCUGCUGCAACAACACGUCUGCUGCAACACCACGUCUGCUGCAACAACACGCCUGCUGCAAUAA